AUGGCAUCUGGGUUUUCUUUCGGUUUUGCGGGAGACGACAUCGAGGACGACGGGCAAUCAACCUCUCAGGUCAACAGCAUAGCCACUCCGAUACCGCCAGCGGCGACAAGUGCCAGUGCUUUCCCCGUUCAGGGAAAGCCACUGCUGCCACCAACCCACCAUGAUAUCGAUCACAUGCUAUCGAGGUUGCCCUCCAAGAUCGCCUACAGCCUACUAGACGUCGAGCUAGAAGAGGGCAAGGCCAUUCAGAUCCCGCGUCGAGAGUUGUGGGAUGUUCGGGUGCAGCUCAUGGCUGAGGACGAUGGCUCAAAUAUCUCCGAGACGGAACCCGGCCUGGGGGAACACGAUGUCAAGACGGGUAUCUACGAGGGUGGCUUCAAGAGCUGGGAAAGCAGCGUCGACUUGGUCAAGGUGCUCGCCUCUGAAAACGCUCCCACGGUCCUCAAUCGCGAUCCUUGUGUGCUUAUGGAGCUGGGCUGCGGUACUGCCCUGCCGUCCCUCGCGCUCUUUCAGUGGGCGAUGAACGAGAGAAAGUCUGGCGAGAAGCAGCCGCUUACGCUCGUACUGGCUGAUUAUAACCCAUCAGUUCUCUAUCUGGUCACCCUACCCAACUUUCUCCUCGCUUGGGCGCUCUCUCAGCGAGAGAGCACUUCUGCCCUAGCGGACGCCUUUUCGCUAGAGGACGAAGUCGAACUGCUUCCGGGAGUAGUCGAAGCCUUCAAAGAGUUCCUGAUCUCCAAUCAAAUCACGCUUUCUUUCCUGUCGGGUGGAUGGUCUCCCGAGUUUGUCGACCUUCUUUACAACUCUGGUAUUCCCUCAAACCCUACAGGAAAUGUCCAGACACUGGUCAUUGGCGCAGAGACCAUCUACUCGCCUUUCGCCCUCGAGAGCUUUGCGGCCACGCUGCUUUUGAUCCUGGAGCGAGAGCGCAAGGAGCGUCCAAGUGGCCAUGCUUCCUCUAUUGUGGGCGCAAAGAAGAUGUACUUUGGCGUCGGAGGAUCGUUAGACGACUUUGUCUUACGGAUGAGAGGUCUCGGUGCUUCGGUUGAACCUCUGCGCGAGGAGGCUGAGGGCGUCCGGCGCGGAGUUGUCCGGUGUUAUCUCUCCUGAGGGUCGGUUUAGGAUAAAGCCAUCUGGUUGAAGAUUCCCGUCACACAUUAUCCCCACACAGUCAAGCGCAUCGAUGCCUUUUUCUGAUAGGGCUCCAACAGUUCUGCAUGUCCCAACAAUCAACUGACUCCCUCAUGCAGCACAACGCUGGGUUU
Molecule: messenger RNA, 1265 nt
Organism: Neurospora tetrasperma FGSC 2508
Lineage: Eukaryota; Fungi; Ascomycota; Sordariomycetes; Sordariales; Sordariaceae
Exons: 2
Coding region: 1-1110 (369 amino acids)
Biological process (GO): peptidyl-histidine methylation, to form tele-methylhistidine
Molecular function (GO): protein-L-histidine N-tele-methyltransferase activity
Source: RefSeq, a predicted model, not a curated record